GCACGCUGCUGACGACAAGACAUGGCCAGUCUCGUCGAGUUCAAGCCGCAUAGACGCGAUUAUGAUGCGGUGUCGGAUGCGGGAUCUGAUAAGGACCCCGCCGACGUCACCACCGCCCUCAUCGGCCCGGGAUCGGCUCUCGGCCAACCGGAAGUUCGGCGCCGCUUCUGGUGGUCUCGGGCGAUUGUACCAGAUCUGGACGCAAUUGCUACGCAGCCUAGUGUAUACGAUGACAGAGAACUGGCAGAGGAGUACGAGCCAAACUCGGACUGGGAGAACUCGCACCGCUUUGACCCAAACGCAAGGUGGACAUGGCGUGAAGAGCAUAAGCUCGUUCGCAAGAUCGAUAUCAGAAUCAUGGUAUGGACAUGCAUCAUGUUCUGCGCCCUGGAGAUGGACCGAGCAAACAUCCGACAGGCGGUGACAGACAACCUGUUAGAAGAGCUCAGCAUGACGACCAACGACUACAACCUCGGAAACUCAAUCUUCUCCCUGUCCUUCCUGUGCGCCGAGGUGCCUUCCCAGCUGGUCAGCAAGUGGGUCGGGCCGGACCGGUGGAUACCGACCCAGAUGGUCUUGUGGUCGAUUAUCGCGUCGAGCCAGGUCUGGCUUGGGGGCCGGACGUCGUUUCUCGCGUUCCGGGCGGUCUUGGGCCUCUUGCAGGGGGGGUUCAUCCCGGAUGUCGUCCUCUACCUCUCGUACUUUUACAAGCAUCACGAGCUCUCCAUCAGGCUCGGUUUCUUCUGGACGGCUAUGGUUUUCGCUGACAUCAUUGCGGCAUUCUCGGCUUAUGGGCUGAUGCAUAUGAGAGGCGUGUUGGAUCUGUCGGGCUGGCGGUGGUUGUUUCUUGUCGAGGGUUUGGUAACUUUAUGCAUCGGCCUUGUUUCGUUUGGACUCAUGCCUGCUGGCCCAACCCAAACUGCAAAUUGGUUCAGGGGCAAGAAGGGCUGGUUCACACCAAGGGAAGAGAUCAUCAUGGUCAACAGGGUGAUCCGAGAUGACCCCUCCAAAGGAACCAUGCACAAUCGUGAGCCCAUAACGCUCAAGCUUCUCUGGCGGAGCUUGCUGGAUUAUGACCUGUGGCCGUUAUAUAUCCUGGGCUUGACUAACCACAUCCCCUUUGCGACUCCGAACAUCUACCUCACCCUUUCGCUCAAGGACCUCGGAUUUUCCAUCUUCCAGACAAACCUGCUCGUGAUACCCUCGCAGCUUCUCCAUGUCAUGAACAUGCUUAUAAUCACCUAUCUGGGCGAGAUAACGGGCCAACUAGCAUUUAUAGCCUCGAUACCCCAGAUCUGGAGCAUUCCGUUUCUCGCGUGGCUCCGGACUGUUGAUACAACGGCCGUGUCAAAAUGGACUGUCUGGGGCGUGAUGACCAUCUUCUUGGGCAAUCCGUAUGCACACCCGAUUCAGGUGGGAUGGGCAUCCCGCAACUCCAACACGGUUCGGAGCCGAACAGUCGGUGCCGCCAUGUAUAACAUGUGUGUUCAAGCAGGGACUAUCAUUGCGUCGAAUAUCUAUAGGGCCGACGACGCACCGCGAUAUCAGCGUGGAAACACGGUGUUGCUGUGGGUGGUAGCGCUCAACAUCGCCUUGUAUGCCCUCACCAAGGUAUACUAUACCAUGCGAAACAGGAGCCGGGAGACACGGUGGAAUAGCAUGUCCGACGACGAGCGGCUGGGCUACCUUAGAACGACCCGCGAUGCUGGGAAUAAGCGGCUCGAUUUUAGAUUUGCAUCUUGAUAGGCAAGCGGUGGGAGAGAGGUGCCGCAGAUCCAGCCAAUGUGCGUGCGGGCGGGUUGAUCUGGUUGGUUGGCAUUGAAUAGGUAGCAUAAUGUUCGACGGGGAUGGAUUGGGAAAGACGGGAAAACGGACAGGAGUGCCGUUUCCGUGGGAUCCCAAGGAAAUGCUUGGCAGGCGCAUGUUAGAGCGUGGGAUUUUCAGGCAGGCUAAUGGUGCAUACUGUGGUACAAGACAGGCAGGGGUAGCAUGGCGUGGAGAUGUUACUACGUAGUACUGUGGUAAAUUCCC
Molecule: messenger RNA, 2031 nt
Organism: Phialemonium atrogriseum
Lineage: Eukaryota; Fungi; Ascomycota; Sordariomycetes; Cephalothecales; Cephalothecaceae
Product: major facilitator superfamily domain-containing protein
Exons: 9
Coding region: 22-1743 (573 amino acids)
Biological process (GO): transmembrane transport
Cellular component (GO): membrane
Molecular function (GO): transmembrane transporter activity
Source: RefSeq, a predicted model, not a curated record